AUGGGGCGCGAUGGAUCGAGAAGGAAACGAAACGAUGAAGAAUCUCAAAUGAACGCCCAGGAAUCUUUUUGGGGUUGUGGAGCGCGGUGUAUGGGGAUUCUUGGUGUUUUGACCGUCAUUUUAGUGGUGGCUGUCAUUCAUGUGGCAAUCAGCGAUGAGCGCAAGACGUAUUUCGAUGAACUAGUCAGUACGGGAGGUGCUAUUCGCUCGGCACGUGAUGUUCAUAGCGAUCUCAAGGAUUAUCCCGUGAAGAUUUGUCAGACUGAGGAUUGCAAAAAAGUGGCAAAAUACAUAAACGCUUCCAUGAAUCAUUCCAUAGACCCAUGUGAAGACUUUUUCGAUUACGUUUGCGGGGGCUGGAUCAAAGCCAAUCCCAUUCCCAAGAGUUCCUCGACCUAUUCCACAUUUGCUAAGCUCAAUGGGCAUGUAGAAAGAAAUCUGAGACGCAUUUUGGAGAAGAGAAUAACAUCUUCAAGUAAGAGGCUCUUCCAGCUGCCAAAGAAGUUUUAUGACUCCUGCAUGGAUCUCAAAACUAUUGACAAAAUAGGGGAUAAGCCAUUACGGGACUUGAUUCAUGAAAUUGGCUCCUGGAGCAUUGAUAGCAAUUCAGGCUGGAAUGAGGAAAGUUGGAACCUCGAGGGAACUUUGUUGAAAAUUCAUAAGCACUAUACGUCCGCUGGCGGGCCUUUGUUUUCUGUUCACAUUAGUGACGAUCCAAUAAACAACACCAGACACAUAAUUGAGGUAAGUGCCCUUCAAUCAAAGUCAUGGUGUGAUUGCUAGAAGGCUUUCACUUUCCACUCGAUGCUUGUGAAACCAAUGGAAGAUUCCAAAUUAGAGCAGUCUGUCUGAAUCGCAUCAACGGCUCUUGUGGGAGUCCUAUUUAGGCCCUUCUCAUGUUUAUUAUUAAAACAAGCAAUUCGUGUACUUAUUUAAUUGUUUAACGAAAUUAAAUGAAAAUUCAGACCUUGAUGGAAAGAACGUUUAAAAACGACAGAGUUCUACCAUUAUCAAUAUUGUAAAUUAUGAUUUUUCGUAUGGAAAGUAGGACAUUUCCUGAAUUAGCAAUUUCCGAGACCGUUUGAUUCUAUUCUGUUAACUUAAGAGGCGGCAUAUAACCUGUUACAUCUGGCUUGGACUACCUGCCGUUUGUUUCAGAAAUGCUACAGAUAAAAGAUGAAUUUGUUUUCACACAAUAAACGUUCACCAAAGCCUGCCCAACAUUCCCAAAGAAAUCCAACAGUUGACUUUCCUUGUUAAAAUCUGAAAAAAGGGUCAAGUAAACAUCCUUCCAAGGGUUUUUAUGUAAAUGGUAAGGUUUUAGAAAUUUAUCCAUUGACAAUAAAGUUAGAGCUGCGUGACAUGUUUUCAUAACCGUCUUUGGGCGUGAAGAAACAUAUCAUGGCUAACAGCAAGUGAGAAUACGAAGACACGAUGAUACGGCCGGGGUGAACCUCUCGCACACUAUGCCAAUAGGGCAAGCUCCUUCCAGGACGGAAGCCUCCAAGGAGUAGUAACAUGUGCCAUUACGGAUUCACACCAUGCUUGAAGUGGGGGGAGGGAGAAGCGUUGCCUUGACGUGAUCUAUGUGUUGGACUCGCAACCCGUCGAUCCCGAGUUCGAGUUCUGCUGUGAUCACUGGCUGCAUUUUUCUUUGGUUGUUCAAUACUUCGGCCACAUUUGGAAAUAGCCAACUGGCAGCGGCCUAAUACAUGUUGGAAUUUUUCACCAAGCUGUGUUUCCUUGAGAUUAUUUUUCUUUUGAUUCAUCGAGUGGAGCCCAGUGUCAAAUUGGUAGAAAAGCUGAAAGCACUUUCAGGGAAACAAUGACUUAUAAUUCAAUUAUUAUUUUGCAAACAUAUCUCCUGAGCGUAGAAUUCUUAGAGGGAAGUAUGGGCAACGAGGCUUGAAUCAGAAAUGAUUAAUCUUCAAUUUUGAGAAAUAAUGUCUGAUAUAGAAAUGUCCUUCCAACAUUUGAGUCCCUGAAAAAAAUCCCAUUGGAUGACCAUCAAAAUGAAACCUUACUAUAAGUUGUUUCAUUUGCAAGAUGACAUUCAGCAAUGUUUCUCUAGUUUCGAUUAUGGGCAGUAUUUAUUCAGUUUGUUCCUUUUCCUCGUUACUUUGCUUGAGAUUCUGUUCAACGCCAAUCUUUCUUGUGAAUCAGAGGCCCUUGGUUGAGAUCAGCGUUUGCGGCACAAUCAAGACUCGUACUCUUUUUGCUUAACUUUCAUCUGGGCGUUAUCGUCAUGGUUCUCAUGGUAAAAGCGCUGGCAACUGGAUAAUGAUCAUUUGAAAGUGUUGUAUGUUUGUCUGAAACGUGUAAUUUUUAUCGACCAGGUAGACCAGUCUGGGCCAAGUCUAUCCCGAGAAGUGUACUUUGACAGUCCAAAGGUAAGAGAAAACCUUUAUCAGGGUUGUCAUUCUUCAAACGUGUCAGCCGAGUAAAUCGUGUUUAAGGGCUAAAUGUCACAAGGAUAUUGCUGUUUAGGUCAAUUCUGUACUGAAAUCAUUACUUAGUGCCUUCAACUGUACAAGAAAAGCUCCUGUAGAGAUAUAAGAAAAUAUCAGACAAAUUUGGUUACUCUAGAUACAACGUAGACUCUGGUUGGGCACAACGAUAAUAAGCACACCCUCAAUACCACGUGUAAAAAGUGACACAAUCUUAGGAGGCAGCGUGACCGAGUGGUCAGCGGGACGAACUCACGAUCUGGCGGUGCCAUGGGCUCGAGUACCGCGCGCCUGACCACUUGCUUGAUUUGCUCCUCGUUCUUCCCGAGAUACAACUUAGACUUAGGUUGGGCAAAACGAUAAUAAGCACACCCUGAAUACCACGUAUAAAAGUGACAUAAUCUUAGGAGGCAGCGUGACCGAGUGGUCAGAGCGACGAACUCACGAUCUGGCGGUCCCGUGGGCUCGAGUGACGCGCGCUCUGACCACUUGCUGGAUUUGCUCCUCGUUCUUCCCUAGUUCAAAUCCUCAGUGAUGUAGGUAAAUAGGUAGCCAACUGGUUGCAUCCUAACACUUUGGAUUUUUACUCUUCUUUUGUUCCAUCUGAAUAAUCUUUUUCUACUUGCGUGGAGUACCUGUAAACUAACUGGAAAGCUAUAGUGACUUCCACAAUAAUAGGCAAACCUUAAUUUAUUCAUGAAAUUAAUUUCAAGAUCAUAAAAGCGUACAAGCAGUUUAUUACCGCGGUUGGAAAACUCCUCGGAGGUGAUGAAAAGAUGGAGAAACGUGCUGAAGAGAUUGUAGCCUUUGAAACAAAACUGGCCAACGUAAGUAUAAAUCGCUUGCGGAGAAAAGAAAUCAAUAUUUAAUAUUUGAUUUAGUGCUAAAAAUAACAGGAAUUUGCUGGGUAUGUGCCGCUGGCUUCUUAGAACCCCUAGCCAUUAUAAUCUUUUCUGUGGCAAGUUAUAGACCCCAUAUUAGUCACUUUUAUGAAAAUGUAAUUUUUGUGAUCCCAACUCCGCCACUUUCGGUUUAGGAAUCUACUUUAUAAAGCCCUUUAACUAGUGAUCCUGAAAUGAAUUGCCACAUUUGUAAAACUUAAUGUAGUAAAAAUCUGUCCUUUUUUGAAUCCCUACCAACCUGUGUUUUCUCACCCCUAAAAUCCCGAAAAUAUGCGACCCCAUUCUUGUAAUUCUAUUGAAAAUGCAACCCCAUUACAGUCAAUCCAGUCGUGAAAAUGCGAUCCCAUCCAGCGGCACAUUCCCAUUAAAUUAUUACUAGGAAGUACCCCCCGGGCGUUUUCACAUGACGUCACUUCCGCCAUAUUGAAGUCCACAAACAAUGAAAUGGCGGCCAUGUUGGUGUUCCAAACCAGUCCCGCGGCAGUGGAACAUUUUCUUACAUUGUUCUAAUAAAUUUGCAUAUAGUGGCCACCUGAGUGAAAAGGCUCUUUAUGUAAGUAGCAUUGUACAGUAGUUAGAAAAAAGUUUCUAAGCUGACUAUUGCCCAAAAUGUAAGUUGGGAUAGUGCGUUGACAGUCUUCUGCUUAAAGGCUUAAAUAAGCAUAAACAUAAGAAUAUCAAGAAAUUCUGUUCUUCGAUAUUCAGAGUCGCAAGAAAGCAUAUGCUCAAGCACAUGCUCAGGCGCAUUCACCUUCUUAGAGCAGCAACCCUUUUUGUCAACGCCACGCAGAGAGAUCGCGGCUAUGGGAACGAAAAUGGCACCUAAGCGACCAUGGAAGGAAUUCCUUGACGAAAUCUGCGCUAUUUACUUUUGCCAUCAAUGGAAUUAUUACUAGCAGUGCAAUAUUUUCAUGCGUCUUAAUUCUCCUGCGUAUUCUACCACAUGCUAAUACUUAUCGCUAGUGAGAACACCGUUGUACUUUUGUUUGUGCUUAUUUUACCGAGUCGACAGUUAACAAUGUACAGUCAUCUGAUUACGUCGACGCUUAAAUGAAGCGUUUUGCGUCGUUCUAAGUGAUACAUUUAUGCUCGCCUCAGACCAGAACUCGUAAUAAUGUCUAACACUGGAAUCAUUACCAUGUUUAGAAUGUUACGUCACUUGUGUAAACGAUUUUUUCUUAAUAUUUUUAGAUCAGUGUUCCUGACGCAGACAAGACUGACUCCUGGUUCAACCGGUUGAAUAUUUCUUCAUUAGCAAAAAAAGCGCCAGGGGUAAGAUUCACUGAUCGAUUUGAAUCGUUUGGUAAAGAACAGCUCCAAAAAUUUUAUUUAAGGCCAUUCCUUUGAAAUAGAACUUGCGGUUAAAUUUUUGUAAAGCUUUACUAAUUGGUUUUGUUGAAUAUACUUACAUUUUGCAAUAGGAUCGGAGGUUCCCCAUACUCGUUUAGGAGCAACUUUGUGAGCAAUGAUUCCUUAAAAUCUCCAAUAUGAUUAUACCUAUGAGUAUUUGUUUUGAACACGUUCCCGAAGUUUGUUUCUUUUUCUGCUGCACUUGGACUAUAAUUAUUCUGGGGAAAGAAAGUCACUGCUCACUUUUAAAAAGAAAGGAAAACAAUGCUAGUUCAUCACACUCGUUUACCUCUUUGAAUAGCUCGAGCCCUAAGGCAAAAGUCACCAUGUUCACGCGCUUAUCUCGCGUGAAAUUCUGCCCAGUAAGUUAGUAUGCACAAUGCAAUACUAAGCAAUAACCCUAAUAUUCGCUUCUUUUACCUUAUAGUAUCCAUGGAUGCAUCAUUUUUCUUCAAUAUUUUCUAACGAGACCCUUACAGGGGAUGAAGAGAUCAUUGUACCCGCUCUUCCUUACCUUCAAAAGAUGUCCAAGAUCAUCGCAGAAACACCCAAACGGUAAGAGUAACAUUUGUAUAUCCAAGUUCCUUGAUGAUAAACUCAUUUGCCAUUUGACGGCGGAUAAUUCAGUCGCCCUAGCAUUUUGCAUUUUGGAAAUUCAAUCAAACAAAGAGACAUUCGCGCUAUUCUUAAGAUAUGAUGAAAUCCCAUUCUUUUCUCACUCGUAUCAUCAUCAUCAUCAUCAUCAUCAUCAUUGCAAUCGUAAUCGUAAUCAACAUCGCCGUCAUUUUAAUCAUCAUCAUCAUCAUCGUCAUCGUGAUUUUCAUCUUUAUCAUGACUACGAACACCAAAUCAUUGUUCUCAUCACUGACAUUUUCAUCAUCAUCAUCAUCAUCAUCAUCAACAACAACAACAGCAACAUAUUAUCAUCCUUGUUGUUGUCUCCAUUAUCACGUUAAGCAUUCUCUAAUGAAGAUGUUGAAAUGCAUCCCCCUCUUGUUCUCUCUUACCUUUGUAAGGUAAAAUAACCCAACAGUAAAAUAAUAAAGUACAUACUGAUAGACUGACUGAUAUGUUAUUCACCGAUAUUUAGGGACUACUACUGGUACUCUCAUUUGUUUUCACGUGAACUACCUAGGGGUUUUAGCUUCGAUUAAGGGCGCUUUUGACUUUGGCUUAUUUUGGAACAGUUACUUGACAUUAACUAGGACAAAGAGCGGAAGACAAGAAGCACGAGUUAAAAGAGUAUAUUUUUCUCAUAUGGUGUAGUUUGUAUUGUUUCCAGGAUCCUUGCAAACUAUAUAGUGUGGAAUGUCAUUCAAGACGAAGUCUCGUUCCUUUCUAAGCCCUACCGUGACGCCCGGACACAUUAUCGAGAGCGGGUACUGGGUUCCAAGGGUCAGAAGAAGCGCUGGAAAACAUGUGUGACAUUCACCAAUGAACUACUGGGGGACGUUUUGGGAUCAGCUUACGUGGAGCAUCAUUUCAGCAAAGGAAGCAAAAAGAUGGUAAGUAACGCACGAUAAUGAGCCAUUUAGCUUAUUUUCCAAAGCGACUCCUUGUGCUUACAGCUGUGAGUCUUUUACUACGAUUUUUUACUACAACUGCCAUAAUAUAUUUUUUCCACUGCUCUGUCCACUCAAUCCCGGUGACGUUUGUUAACAACCUUAAUCUACAUAAGAAGAUAACAAAAGAAAUGAAAGUGCAAUGGUUGCACUGUUAGUUUUUUAAUUGGCUUCUUGACAGAAGAGGUCUAUUUUGCGGUAACGUUUACAAAAAUCAAUCCAGCUAGAUAUAUAAUAUAUUUAUAUUUUUCCACAUCUUGCAAUAUUGUGUCUAUCAUGUCUAAUUCCCGUUUGGUUUCCAAUCACUAGGCAGAAGAUAUGAUCAUAGAGGUCCGAAAUGCUUUCAAAGAUAACGUUAACUCCAUUCCCUGGAUGGACAACCUUACCAAGAUGGCGGUCAUGGAAAAGGUGCUAAUCGGUCUUGUUACUAAAACUAUCAUAGCAUUUAUAUAAAAUGGAAAACGGAUAUAAUGCUUCCUUUCUUGGGACAAGGUUUCCUGCAAGUUAACUGGUGUGAAGCCAUGAAUUGUCUUAAGCUAUGCAGGCGCGUAAUUAGGAUAAAUACUGACCGAUUUCCUAAAUGAGGGCCGAAGGCGCAAGAACUAUCUAGCGGGGUCUGGGAGGCAGGCUCCCCAAGAAAUGCCAGUUUGGUUUUUAACUCUUAAAGUCCCCUUUUCUGGGUUUUCGAGCCAUUCGGACAGGAUAUUGCCCAGGUUUCAACUUGGUAAGCGUUUUUUAUAAUUAAAAAUAUUUUUAUUACGAAAAAUCUGACCGAUUUCCGUAAACCGCUUGUGAAUACGCGCCUACUAUGUCUGAACAAAACCUGAAAGCUUUUUGUACCGACUUGAAAAUUUGUCUGGUACAUCAUGAACGGCAUCGGCUCAGACCUAGAAUAUGUCGACUACGGCCACACACAUAAAACAUCGAACAGGUGCGGUUUACCGAGGGGUUUGGUGCACUAAAUCCCAAUCCUCACUCCUUAAUAGUUAUUUCCAUCUCAGUGGGUACCUAGUCUAGCUCUUACUGUUUAAUUCCGCUACUGUGCGAAUACCUACGCCUGUUCACGCCGCGACAAAGAGUAGCAGAAACCCAGCCGAUAUAUGACGCUCCACUUUCGAGAUCGGCGCGACGCGUUACAGAAGUCCCGCCGAAAUCACCGUUUUUAAGCCUGGUUUUCACUAGCGCAUAAGCAUAAACGUAAGCAUAAGCGCACCACAUGUGUAAGGAAGUGGAAACUGGGUCGACGUAAGCUAAAGCAUAAGCACAAGAAAAACGGACAAGUUCGUUCUUCUUGUGCUUGUGCUUAUGCUUAUGUCGUAACUUUGACUAGUGAAAACUGGGUCGACAUAAGCACAGGCAUAAGCACAAGGCCGUGGACCAAUCAUAGGUCACUUUGACCCAGACCUCAUCCAAACAUAUCAAAAGUAAUAUGGCGGACGCCUCGUCUGCCAUCUUGUUUGUCAUCGGGUUGAGGAGAGCUGGUAUCGAGAAUUGAGUCAAAUAUGCCAUUCUGUGCGUGCGUAUGUACUUAUGCUUAAUUAUGCUCAUGCAGUAGUGAAAACCAGGCUUUAAGUGUAAACAGAAGCUUUAUCCGGUAUGGUUUUCGUGUUGGAGCUGGAGCUAUGCGGUAUUGUUGAACAUAGCCAUACGUCCUGUUUGACAUUCAAGUGGUUCCCAUGAACGCACCUAGUGGCAUUCUGAUCUCCAUUAAGGGAAAUAAAACAGUUUCCUUGGUUCAGCAGCAGCCUUGAUACAGUAAGCCAUGAAAGCCAUUAAAGGUAUUAUUCAUCGUGGUAUGCGUUCCAUACCAGGUUUACAACAGUUUCAUAAUUUACCAGGAUUUGUGUGGAAAACCACUCAAACAUGACUGGGCGGCAAGAGUUGUUUUUCCCAAAAAUCUUCGUAAUUUUCGGCGCUUGUUGGUAUCGCUACUUUUGAAAUAUACGGCUAAAAAAAUUUGCAGAUUACCUAGUUUAAUAUGCUUUUCCAGUUCCUGCUAAAAUCAUGUUUCCAAACGAAUUGCUCUCUUGUUUGUUUAUAGUGACCAACUAUUACAAAAAGGCCUAUUAUUAUUGUUAUUCUUCUUAUUGUUCUUGUUAUUUAAAAUAAUAAUUUUAGGCAGAUGCUAUACACGAUGAAGUUGGGUUUCCACACUAUUUAGUUGACAAGAAGAAAUUCAAGAAGAGGUUCAAAAAGUAUGAUAAUGUAAGUGCUGACAAAUCCUUAUAUGACUGUUGCAAAGACACAACGUUAUAACGACAAAAUUCUUUAUGAUUAACAAUGUUACCAUUAUAAUUAAUUAGCAACACUAAUGGUUCAAUAUAAUAACAGUAAGUAAGUGAAAAACGUGCUCUUUUCUAUGAUUUUUCUCGGUCAGUUGUUGACACAUAGAUAUGCCCCAAGUGAAUGAAAAGGGAACGCCUUCGAAGUACAAGCCUAGCAUCUCGCCUUAAAAAAGGCUCGGCAUAGCUACGUCCCGGGGGAGGGGGGGGACUCCCGAUAUGAAAGGGGUGGGGAUGCUCGUCGUCUCGCUUAGUGGUACAAAUUUCGGAUUUUGGUCUCACUUAGGGUGUUCUGGGUAAAACGCCAUCAUAUUUAGCCAUGAAGGUCUCGUUUAGGGUUGCACGCGAAAAAAUAUAAAAUAUAAAUAUUGUCUGUGUUUUAACAUGGUCUUUUUUAGGGGUCAAAAAAAGCUUGGGCGCCGCCCAGAUCGGUCUCCUUUACGGGUUUAAUUCAAAAUUUCCGACCAGCAACCCCACCCCUUUCAUAUGCCGGGUCCCACCCUGGGAGCCACGUCUGAGAAUGAAUUUACUCGAAUGAUAAUCAAUUACUUUUGGUCCAAUUUAGGUGGAUAUAAAGGACAACAGUCUUUUCCAAAACAGAAUCCAAAUCCUAAAAAUGGCGCACAAAAGGAUGCUUGCUAAGCUAAGAAAGCCUGUAGACAAAGAAGAGUGAGUCAUUUUCUUACAUUACUUAAAACCGUUUGUAAUUCUAUUAAUGUACUGCUCUAUAAAUAGUAAAUCCUUAUCCUUGGCGGCCGAAAAUUCAAACUGUUUGGGUUGAUUUAAUUCGGUGGCAGCACCAUUCAGCGGUGAAGGUAUACUCAAGCAAGUCAAACGCUUUGCAAUUUUUAAUUUGAGGAGUUAUAUUUCAAUUGGUCAUCAUUUUGGGAAAAACCGUAUUUGAAGUCAAAGAUGUGGAGCAAGUAUGAUUCCCUUGGAGAACUGUAUUUGAGCGAUCACCGAUAGAGCGAUUUUCGUAUGACCUUGAAAUGAAAACGUGCGAACAAAACAGAAACAACAAACGAAGGAAAUAGAGCGAUUUGAUUGGUUUAUCGAACAGAUACAAACGCGGGUGGCUUUUGGUUGGUUAAGCGAACGUUCGGGUGAAAACACUUCAUGCCCGAGAACUUUCUAGAAAUCAAUGGAUACUUCGCUUUGACGUCAUACUGCAACACGAUUGGCCAAUCGAACAAUGUCUUCUCCAUGUUAGGGUUUUCUUUGGCGGGAAAACGAAGAGUCCAUGUUUUGAUCUUUUCAUCCAUUGGCUCAUGAAACAGAUGACGAACUCUUACCGAAACCAUUUUUCAAGGUCAUACGAAAAUCGCUCUACUGAGCCCGCUUCUGGAAAUAGAACUUGACAAAUGCUCUUUUUCUCAAAAUCUGCAAUUCUUACCUUACUAGGUGGCCAAUGGAUCCACAAACUAUCAACGCAAUGUACAGCUUCAAUGAGAAUGAAAUUAGUGAGUACACCUUAUCAUGUUUUAUGCUUCAUAAUCAUUGAAUUCAGCGAACAAAAAAUCAUUUACCAUUCUCAUUGGAUUUAAAUAUCUUGGAACAAUGUGGUGGGAUAUUUUAAAACACAAUUUACUCUUUCUACACCCCCUCAUUACCCAAGUUCAAGUGUCCUCUCAUUUUCUAGCUGUGGCAUUUCGUCGGGCAAUUUGAUCGCUUAUACUCUUUCAUUUGACACUCACUAUCUAGUAUUUAACGACUGCAAUCGUUUCUUUUAGUGUUUUUCAGUACAAUACACUCAGUGAUCCGAGGCAUAUUCUCGAAGCAUUUUUGGAAAAAAAUCAAAACAUGUACAGCCGCCUCCAAGCCAAAUUCCAAUGAACGAUUCUCAAAAUUUUACUAAGAUAGUAAAAUAUACUUUUACUUGUCUUAUUAUUUCAUUUUAUUUUUAAGUUAUUCCAGCUGCAAUUCUUCAACCGCCUUUUUUCUACGCCAAAGGAAGUCCAAGGUGAAGUUAAUUUAUAGGGAGCUUAAGCAGUGACGUUUUUGAGAGACACGUCAACCGGAAGUGAGCCUUUUUCUCUUUUAAUAAGCCUUGAAUCCACCAUAUUUGUAUUGUCAAGUGUCUUAUUCUUAUAGAGAGGAUUUGCCCAAAAAUUUCACGGCUCAAGAGUGCAAAAAUUCCACUUCCGGUUGACCUACGCUGUCGCUCAAAAACAUCGCUGCUUAGACUCAAUGACAAACUGUCUGAGUCAUAAAUAAAUGAAUGAAGUGGUUAGUCUUUUCUUGUAGCCGGCUUCAUCACUGAGGGAGGGGUGAGAUAUUUGAAGAUCAAAUGAUCGCCUUAUGUGAGGGAACCCAAGACAGUCUUGAACUGUGGAAUCCAAGCCAUGGAUUCCAGAUUCCAGGUACUGGAUUCUGGAUUAUUUAUCAGUUGAACUUGGAUUCCGGAUUCCAAAGCCCAGGAUUCCGGAUUCCACGGGAAAAACAGGCUGCAUUCCGUUUCCACAAGCAAACAUUUCCAAGACUAAGGAAUCUGAACUCUCUUACAUUGGGAAAAACUGUGAUGAUAAAGUAAAUAAUUCACUUUAAAAAGAAUCCAGAAGUCGACAUUUCGAGGGCUAGCCUUAAUUUCGCGCCAACGAAAUGCUAGUGAAUUUGAUCGUGUUGAUAAAAACCAAUUUUGGGAUAGUCAGAACUACCCCAAGGAGUUUAGAAUGGCAAAGAAAGGUAUAUAAUAGUAAUGAAAAUGAUAAGUAACAAUAACAAUAAUCACUCAAAAAUUCGUCCAUUGCUAAUUAAUAUGGCAAACAAUUUUAGAACAGUGUCUCCUGGUAAAGGUAUUCAUAUUUUCGUGAGUCACUGUAAAUGUAGUCUUCCGCUUUCGACUUCCCGAUUUAAAGUUCUAUGCUGUCUUGUUCCCCACCUUCUCAAAAAAGCCACGUGUAUUGUCUUGAUCGAAAUAUUGAAAUUCUAUUGUUGGUUGAGGUGAGAAUACGAGAUGGUCUUAAUACUACAUUCACUGCAAAGUCACAAUCUGGACUUAGAAUUUAGGAAAAUUGAUAAUACUUUAAAGAGAAUUGUUUCCUCUUCUUCUUUCCUUCAGGUCAUUGAGCUUUGGAGCAAUUGGAUCAAUUCUUGGGCAUGAACUUACCCACGGAUUUGACAACACAGGUGUUUAUAAAUGUCUUAUGCAAACGCCUCUUGUACCUCGUUAACCGACCACCGCCAUGAUGGGCUCUAGUAAGCGACCAUGUGGAAAACGUUUUGAGGGAGGUCGCGUGCGAAAGCUUUCAGCAAAUAAUAGCCUUACAAGACAACGAGCUGUCCUCCGUUUUUCCUCAGACCCACGUGCGGUGAACGAAAAAGUAAAACUAUGCAAAUUAAUUAUUAAAACCAGAAGACAUUGGAUCAGAGGCCUUGAGAUUAGCCUGCGUACAGACAUUUACUAUUUCCUUUUCUCUCAAGGAAAAGGGACGUCUGCGUAAUGACGUCGCUAAUCGUGUUCCGGUUUUCCAAGAUCUUGAGAAGGGACUCUGAUUGGCCACCUCACAGUGGGCAUGGUGCAAACAGAUUCUGAUUGGCUGCGAUAAAAAUCUGAUCUCAUAAUGUAUGCGGUGAUUUUUCAACCUAAAUUUAAAAACAACAAAGGAAAUAGAAGACGUCUGCACGAAGGUUAACUGAGAUUGGUCCUAUUUUGUUCUUUGCUUGGGUUUCCACCCUCGUGCCUCGCGGCUUCGCUGCUCGUCCCUCACUCGUGCUCUCGAUCUACUAUGAUUCAAAAGAAAAAUAAGAUACUACUUGCAGUUUAUAGCUUGACCUUGGUUAUUCGUUACCAUUUUAUUCGUCAUAUACUGAUUCCAAAUGAUUAUUAUUUGAGGUCAGCCUUGGUUUUAAGCUUAUAACUAGUGGACCUAGAGAAACAUAUUUGUUUUUCCCACAAUUUCACCAGUAUAUUUUCUUGUAGGGAGAAAGUUUAACAAGAAUGGGGAACUAACAGCACAAUGGUGGUCUCAAGACUCGCUAGAUGGGUUCGCAGCAAAGGCAAAAUGCGUUGAGAACCAGUAUUCUAUGUACAAAGUUCGCGACAAAUAUCCGGUAUGUGGUUUAUUUUCCUACAUAAUCAACGUGUUCCUAAUUUCCAGCCAGUUGAAGAGGCCUCUUCCCCAUCAAAAAACAAUAGAAAUGUUAUAAAUGAUAUCCUAUUUCGUUCUUGCUUGCAAGGGAGAGUGUGUACCAAAGGCAUAUGUCCGUAAGAGAUGUUUUGUCCGGAAUGAUAACAUUAGCAUUUCUUCAAAUUUUUAAAGUAGCAAACUUGCCGUCAUUAAGGAAUUGCCCGCUUCGAAGCCGUUUCUCUUCCCUUUCGCAAACUUGUUAAUAUUCUGCCAAUCUGUUAGCUGUAUCUUUCAUUCUCUUCGAAAGCACCGCCAAACACAGCUGAAAGCAAUUUUGGAAUACAUUCAGGAGAAGACGACGAAGAGUACGAUUACCUAUACCUGGUCUACAGUAUUCUAUAAUCAAUUCUUUGUUCUAUUUCCCGCGAGAUUAUUUUAAGACAAUACCUGAUUGGUCGGAUGAUUGGAGGAAAGCCUUAUUUUUCUUAUUUCAGAUUAACGGAAAGCUGACUCUUGGUGAAAACAUCGCCGACAAUGGAGGUUUUAAAGCUUCUCAUAGGGUAGGUGCAUUCAAAUCUAAGAAAUUGAAUGAGAAAAUGGGAAAGAAAGAAAAAAAAGAAAAUGGGAAUCGUUACAGCAUCCCUUCGGAUGUAUUAAUUUGGCAGUAAACUUACAGGAUGUGAGCUUUACCAAAAAAAUUACUUCAUGCAAAAUCAUCGAUAAUCAUGGAAAAUAAAGUUCUAGUGGAAACGAGGAGCGAAGGUUUUCAUCAUCUUGUAUUUUAUUGGGUAGAGUAUAAAAUUGCUAGACUUAUCAAAAAAAAAUAGUAAUUUUUCUACGAUGAGUAGCACUAACGUAUGAGCAGCACUAACGUGGUAUCGGAGUUUAUUCAGUUCUAAAUUUAAAGUGUGUGACUCAUCGCUAAGUUUAACAAAAAAGAAGCCGCGCUGUAGCCACCCGCUAUUUUGAUAUAAAGUUGUUUGAACUUGCAUAGGUUGUAAGAAAUCGGCUGAAUAAGAGUGAGGGCCAAAAUUGUCUGCACUUCUUCCUGUUAAUCCCUCUUUAAUUUCUAUUUAAUAUCUCCGUUGGUCUUCUUUUUUUCGCCAGGCCUACCAAAACUGGUUGACGAAAAACGGCCAGGAAUCAUGGCGUUUACCAGGCUUGAACGUCUCAAGCGAGCAAUUGUUUUUCAUAGGAUUUGGUCAGGUGAUUCCAAUUCAAAUUCCUUUGUCUAAUGUUACCGACAUAACAGUUUCAUUUUUGAGGUAUCAGUUCCGAAAAUCUGCCAGACGAGUACAGUUUCUAUAGUUGCAUCAUUUAAAAGUAACACAAGAAUCUCUCAAUCUUAGACAACAAAGAGACAGCCUAGGACGGCGCCCUUUUUUAAAUUCCUUUGAGUGGCUUUAAAAGUCCUGAUUCUAUGUCUAUUCGCAAGUGGUUAUUUAUAUUUUUCAUUCCCCAACGGGAGAAAAAUAGGGAAAAGCAAGGGAAAUAGUUAAAGAGUCUUUUUGGAACGUCAAAUGAUUUUUAUUUCAAACACUCCACCUCAAUGGCAGGAUAACGCUGAAUCUUCCGUUACUCGAACAUCACGCUGUUUCUGACAAACAGCUUUCCCUGGUUUUCUUUAUCACAAUAUCAGUCCUCAACUCUCGCGGAAAUUGAAAUUGUAUAACACCUUUAACAUAACAUCACUCGCUAUAUUUUAGUAAACCUCUGACUUUCAAAGUAGCUGUACAAGCUAAUAUCUCCGAGAAAGAGAAAGAAAAAAGAGUAACAAUAAUCCUAAAAGAAAGGAGAUAGAAAAAGAAAAGAAUAAAUAAGGGAAAAUACAGAACUAGGAGAAAAAGAAUUUAACUACCUAUUACUUGUAUAUUUGAUGAAACGAAAUUUUGCCGCACUUUGAAUUUGAACUCCUUAGAGAAUGUCGUAGACCCCAGGUUCUCAGGGAGUCCUUUCCUACAUUGUUGUAGAUGCGUACCUAAAUGAUCUAAAUGAAUGUAAACCGUCAUAAUACUAAUUUGAAUUUUCUAUAAUCGCAGGCGUAUUGUAGUAAUAGUCGACCAACUGAGCAAUACUUGGCAACUUUAAGUGACAGACAUUCAGAGGAAAAGUUUAGGUGAGUUGUGUUGAUGCAUAUUGGCCCUUCAGUGACCUUUCAACCCCCAUAAUGUAUCCAAAUAAAAAUUCUACAGACGGGAAUAGGUUGAAAGAAAAUUAUAAAAGUUCAAAGCAUUCUCGCUUUGCUUGAUCAUUUGAGACAUGGAUCACUGCAAUAUCUAACUAUAAAUACGUGUAUCGCAAAAAAUAGCGCUGCUGAAAAGCUAAGAGAAAAGAAAGGGUCAGCUUUGGGUCAAACCGGGGUCAUUUGCUCGCCUGAAGUGUUCAACUGAACGAAGACUGUAAGUGUCCUCACUUUAAUAAACGAUUGAACCAGAUAUCGGUUAAAUUAUCAAAGACGGCAAGAUCAUGAUCCGUAGCAGCCCGAAAUUUGUGUCAAGGUGGCGGUUUCCUUUGAUGGGACACAAAUCUGCCAGGGGCAAAUAUUAUGCAGAUCAUGAAUGAGCAAGGAUUGUGCCCUAUCAUCGCACUGUCUCCACAAGGAAACGCCUCCAUGGUGACUGUUUUUUUUCCUUUAAGAGAAUCACUUGAUACAAGAGAAAAUAAGAGGCUUUUGUAUUCUCUUGCUUGAUGUCUUUUUUUUGAAGGUCCGUGUAAAAGAAAAGAUGACUAAGAAGUUUUAUAGUCUUAGUUUAAACUAGGUUUUGACCUAAAGAUCUCACCAUGAUGUACCCUCUUCGAUGAAGUUUUUCAAUAUUUUUUGGGGUCUUCUUGUGUAAGUAGAACGCUGGUCAGUGUUAUCAUUGAUUUAUUAAAAAAGGUCAUUGCAUUGAUCAGUCUGAUUUGCUCAGUAGCCACAGGCAAGUGCGAUCUGUUAUUAACAGAUACUGAAUAAUUUUAUUUGUUUGUUCACAUCAUUAGGGUUAUUGGGACAUUAUCCAAUUCGUAUGAAUUCUCCAGAGCUUUUAACUGCAAACAAAACACGCCUAUGAAUCCUACCAGCAAGUGCGCCGUGUGGUGCAAAGAUGAACAGCUACUUUAAGGGUCCAUACCUUUGGUGUGAAGUAUAUGACGCUUAGUCCGAAUCAACGGACCCCAGCGAGGGUCGAAAUUGAAGUAGAACAUUAAUGAAAUUUUGAUUUUGAAAAUGUCUUAAGGGAAACCAUAUAUAAGAAACAAGUGACAAGCAUGGCUGCGUAACAAACUGUAGCAAGUACAGUUCAUAGUAUCAUUAUAACUGAAGCCUAAUAUACAUUAACAAUCUGCAAUCAAGUUUCUGAUCAACAGAUCAGCUAGUGGAAGCCAAGUAAUAACACCAGUACAGGGGCGGAUCUAGGGGGAGGGUGCAGGGGGUGCGCACCCCCCCCCCCCUGAGAUGACCUGCGGUUUUCUANUUUUUUGGGGUCUUCUUGUGUAAGUAGAACGCUGGUCAGUGUUAUCAUUGAUUUAUUAAAAAAGGUCAUUGCAUUGAUCAGUCUGAUUUGCUCAGUAGCCACAGGCAAGUGCGAUCUGUUAUUAACAGAUACUGAAUAAUUUUAUUUGUUUGUUCACAUCAUUAGGGUUAUUGGGACAUUAUCCAAUUCGUAUGAAUUCUCCAGAGCUUUUAACUGCAAACAAAACACGCCUAUGAAUCCUACCAGCAAGUGCGCCGUGUGGUGCAAAGAUGAACAGCUACUUUAA
Porites evermanni is the source of this 16348-nucleotide messenger RNA. The record is from the annotation of a GenBank genome assembly. NCBI's taxonomy places the organism in Eukaryota, Metazoa, Cnidaria, Anthozoa, Scleractinia, Poritidae.